AAAUCUCGAGAGGAGCUGGAAGAGGAGAAGAGAGCGGUGUUGGCUCAGAGAAUUCAACCAUUAAAUAUGGAGGGUAUGAACCAAGAUAAACUACUGGAGAAGGCUCGUCAAUUACACGAGAAGUUGAGAUCUCUAGAGGGAGAUAAAUACGAUCUUGAACAGAGAUUCAAGAGACAGCAAUACGACGUAAGUAUUGAUAAUAUUUCUCUUAUUGCACACUGUAUGGCGUUAUCCUCGACAUUGUUGGGUAUGCAAUUAGGAAGUUUCUCAGUACAUCCACCUCCGAAAAUCCAACUUUGCAGUAAAUAUGAAAAGUUAACCGACAGACGAACCUUCGGUCAACGAGCAGAAUUAUAUGAAGAAUUAAGUAAAGAGGUCCCACCCCCCGAAAUAAAGAGAAUACGCCCAGUUGCCACAGUCGGUGAUGAGGGCGCUGCUGCCGAGGAAAAAGAAGAUGAAUAA
Messenger RNA from Lottia gigantea (owl limpet), 462 nucleotides. RefSeq lists its product as hypothetical. Gene Ontology annotation, biological process: sarcomere organization; regulation of muscle contraction; muscle contraction. Lineage: Eukaryota; Metazoa; Mollusca; Gastropoda; Lottiidae. The transcript has 3 exons. Gene Ontology annotation, cellular component: troponin complex. Gene Ontology annotation, molecular function: tropomyosin binding. The record is from RefSeq and is a predicted model, not a curated record. The annotation marks the transcript as partial.